AUGUCCAUCUCUGGUGGGCUUAGCUGGGACGACGCGAUGCGGCCUCUUCGGCAGGUCUCCAGCUUAGCUCUGGCACUGGUGAUUCUGUACAUUGUUAUCGCAGUGUUUGCAGUCCUGAACGUAGUCACAGGCGUGUUCUGCAACACGGCAAUCGAGAGUGCAAGCGCUGAUAAGGAGGUCGCGACCAUCAAGCAAGCGCGAAAGCGAGCAGCGCAGAUUGACCAACUCAAGGACAUCUUCAAGGAGUUGGAUCACUCCGGCUCCAACAACAUAAGUCUCCAGGACAUGGAAGAGGCCAUCGACACGAAAAGACUUUCGCACUUCCUCGAUUCCAUUGGAAUCUCCACUGAUGACGUUUGGACAUUUUUCAUGCUGCUGGAUCGAGAUGAGAACGGUCUGCUAGACAUCGAGGAGUUCGUGUCUGGAUGCAUGCAGUUGAACGGCCCAGCAAAAAGUCUGCAACUCGCAAAGAUGAGCUACGAAAACAAACUCACCCGACAAGCGAUCAAGAAGCUGAGCGGGGACACUGGCUUGCGCAAAGCCGGCCUGGGCAUCGUAGAAAGCAGAGCAACUUGUUCGGUACUGUCUCACCCCUGCUCUGCCACACCAAAGAUCGGCAAAAACCGGAUUGCUGUCGCUGUGCCCUGGCAACAGGAGAUCCAGAAACUGCCUGAGCGCAUCAGCCGGCAUGUGCCGAAGGAGCUUCUCAUGGAGAUCUGUAGCCUGGAGGAUCCCAUCAACUGGGGCCAAAAAGCGGGUGUCCCUACUUUGUAUUCAACCGAUUUCAACGGCACUGGCUCAGCAUGGCUCAGCACUAGCGUUUCAGAGCCUGGCGCCAUGGGGAAUCCUGGAGAGGUGAGGGGCAAUGAGACUGGAGAAGAGGUUCCCGAGAGCCGCGUGGACCGCCUCGCCAGACUACAGGCUAUCUUGGAUCAAUUUGAAGUGACGAUCGCUGAGGCGAACGACUUGGUUGUCCUGGAAGACUACGAAAUCAUUCUCAUCCUGGACGACUCUGGCAGCAUGAACAUGUCUGCGUUGCCGGCUGGUCAGCGGUCCCUCCUUGAAGAGAAAGUCUCCCGUUGGGAGGAGCUCAAGCACACUGUGCAUCUGCUGAUUGACCUGGCCUGCUGCUUUGACAAGUCGGGCUUAGACAUCUUCUUCUUGAAUCGCGGGGAACUGGAGGGUGUCCAAGGUUCUGCGGACCCCCGGCUCACUGCAGCUUUCGCAGACAAAGCCGCAGGCACCACGCCGCUCACAGAAACUCUGAGGUUGGUGGCUGCGAAGGUUGCAGGAGAGCGCCCCAUCUUGCUGAUGAUUUUCACAGAUGGGGAGCCCAAUGGCGGAUCAAAGCUGUUCGAGGCAGAACUGACGAAGCUGAUUACCAAGAAAAGCACCAAUGGCACAUUCAAGGUGCAAAUCAUGGCCUGCACGGAUGACGAGGAUGCAGUUGGAUAUCUGAACGUUAUUGACAAGAAGUUCGAAGCCGUGGAUGUCACGGAUGACUACUACAGCGAAAAGCAAGAGGUUUUAGUGAAUGCCAAGAAACGUACGGCCUUCACCCGUGGCGACUGGUUACUUAAAGCCAUGCUCGGACCAGUUUCCAACAAGUUCGAUGGAUGGGAUGAGAAGCGUCUCGGCCGCAGCCGGCAGACAUGGCUGUAUGAAGCCAGAUGCAGGAAUGGAACAGUGUUGACGGUGAAAUAA
Symbiodinium pilosum is the source of this 1704-nucleotide messenger RNA. Lineage: Eukaryota; Dinophyceae; Suessiales; Symbiodiniaceae. The record is from the annotation of a GenBank genome assembly.